This is a messenger RNA of Oncorhynchus masou masou (cherry salmon), 5208 nucleotides long. RefSeq names its product cationic amino acid transporter 3-like. The transcript has 12 exons. Gene Ontology annotation, molecular function: L-arginine transmembrane transporter activity; L-lysine transmembrane transporter activity; L-ornithine transmembrane transporter activity. Lineage: Eukaryota; Metazoa; Chordata; Actinopteri; Salmoniformes; Salmonidae. Gene Ontology annotation, biological process: L-ornithine transmembrane transport; L-arginine import across plasma membrane. The coding region runs from base 215 to 2167 and encodes 650 amino acids. Gene Ontology annotation, cellular component: plasma membrane. The record is from RefSeq and is a predicted model, not a curated record.
CGUCACUGUGUCCGCCCUGUUAACCAAAAAAACCGACACACAUUAACUAAGGAACGCGGGUUGUUUCAUCAGCGAACGUGAAGUCAACUGUAUUUGGUCGUGUUGUCGAGCCUUCCAAAGUAAACCCAAAGGAUCUCUCCUGUUCCGUCUUAACUCUUCGCCGCUCUGCUCAGUCAACCCCUUCAGCUUUGCUGCUCCCUCCGCAGACGCGACCAUGGUAGACAAGAUGGCCUCCUUUGGCCGGAUCUUGUUGCGACGCAGGGUACUGGACUGCUCCGAUGAGGGAAGCCGAUUCGCCCGCUGCCUCUCCACGCUGGACCUGGUGGCCCUGGGGGUGGGCUCUACGCUAGGGGCAGGGGUGUACGUCCUAGCUGGUGAGGUAGCCAGGGAGAAGGCUGGUCCUGCCAUCGUGCUCUGCUUCCUCAUCGCUGCGCUCUCCUCCAUGCUGGCCGGACUCUGUUACGCCGAGUUUGGCGCCCGCGUACCCAAGACUGGUUCGGCGUACCUGUACAGCUACGUGACGGUUGGCGAGAUCUGGGCUUUUAUCACGGGGUGGAAUCUCAUCCUCUCCUAUGUCCUCGGUACAGCCAGUGUGGCCCGAGCCUGGAGCUCUAAUUUCGAUAGCCUGGUGGAGCAGAGGAUAUCAGACUUCUUCAGGUCGUCUAUGGCCAUGAGCGCCCCAGGGGGGGUGCUGGCUGAAUACCCGGACCUGUUUGCGCUCAUCCUCGUGCUCUUAUUAACUGGGCUGCUGGCGUUUGGCGUGAGUGAGUCGGCUCUGGUGAAUAAGAUCUUCACAGGGGUCAACCUGGUGGUGCUGGGCUUCGUCAUCAUCUCAGGCUUUGUGAAGGGAGACACAGUUAACUGGAACCUUACUUUGGAGGACUUUAACAAUGCCAGUAACACCAACAUGUCCAGCUUAUCCAAAGAGGUUGUGGAUAAGACGUUUGGCACUGGUGGUUUUGCUCCUUUUGGCCUCCGUGGCAUUCUGUCUGGUGCUGCCACGUGUUUCUAUGCCUUUGUGGGGUUUGACUGCAUCGCCACUACAAGCGAAGAGGCUAAGAACCCAACUCGCUCCAUCCCUGUGGGCAUCGUGGCCUCUCUGCUCAUCUGUUUCUUCGCCUACUUCGGGGUCUCUGCGGCCCUCACACUCAUGAUGCCCUACUACCUGCUGGACACAAAGAGCCCCCUGCCAAAGGCCUUCAUCCACGUAGGCUGGCCUGCCGCUCACUACAUCGUGGCUGUGGGCUCCCUCUGUGCUCUCUCCACCAGCCUGCUUGGGUCCAUGUUCCCCAUGCCGAGGGUUAUCUACGCCAUGGCAGAGGAUGGGCUCCUGUUCCGUGGCCUGUCCCGCAUGAACGCGCGUACCAAGACGCCCCUGAUGGCCACCAUCGUCUCUGGCUGUGUGGCAUCUCUGAUGGCCUUCCUCUUUGACCUGGCUGCCCUGGUUGACCUCAUGUCCAUAGGGACACUGCUGGCCUACUCACUAGUGGCCAUCUGUGUGCUCAUCCUCAGGUACCAGCCGGGCACCCUGAGCUCGUCCAGUCAGAGUGAGAAGCUGGUGGAGCUGGUGGGAGGGGAGAAGGUGGCCGUGUCCGGGCGAGACAGCGGUGACGAGGACGGCCUGGAUCUGGAGGACCGACCCCUCCGGGAGAAGUUCACCCCCCGCCGCCUCCUCUUCCCCAGCGGGAAUCUACCCACUAAGAUCUCUGGGAACAUCGUCUAUGCCACCACGGCCAUUAUCUCGGUGCUCAUCACUGUGCUGUGUGUGGUGUUGGCGGGGAAGCUGGAUGAGUUGAUCGAGGUUCAGCCUGUGUGGGUCACGGUGUGUGUAGUACUGGCCUUGCUCUGUGCCCUUUGUGUCGUCAUCAUCUGGAGGCAACCCGAGAGCAAGGAGGCUCUCACCUUCAAGGUGCCCUUGUUGCCUUGGCUGCCUCUGUUCAGUGUCUUUGUCAACAUCUACCUCAUGAUGCAGCUGGACCUGGCUACGUGGUGUCGCUUUGCUGUUUGGAUGGGCAUUGGAUUUGCAAUCUACUUCUGCUACGGGAUCUGGCACAGCAGCGAGGCAGUCAACAGCACCCCCCGGAAAUACGAGCCUGCCCUCCAGACCAAGAAGAAGCCCAUCUACCUGGGGAGAGACGAGAGUGAGGCGGAGGGGAUGAACCCCUGAACGGCUAGGGGCUGGAGGAAACCCCACACGUUAUACCACUGAAGGGAAGGCAGACAAUUCAACUGACACUGCAAUGUGUGUCUCUAGAUUGGUUACCUUUCAUUUUUGGGAGAUCUGUCUUACACUUUAUUGGACAGUUGAUGAGUAAUACUUUCAACACUUAAAGUUGCUAUUAACAUUACUAGUGAUUUUUUUUAUUUUUUAUUUAUUAACCGUUAGUCUCUUGCUAGUUGGUGGCCGUGCCUCCAAUUGUUAGCCCCCCCGGGGCCUCCAGCAGCAAUAUGCUGUACAGGAUCUGUUGGUUGGGGCCAUAUGUAUUACUGGGUACCAGUGUGUCUGUGGGGUUUACAGUCUUGGUCAGGGCCUCCGUAGACUUGUUAACAGUGCCGAGGCCCGACGUGGGCGUUUUGUUUUUGGGAUGACUGUCGUAGACGAGCUGUCCUCCACCUGCCAAAGAGCAACCGAUUUGACAGUAGUACCUUGUGCACCUAGUUGCAGAAACAAGAAUUUUUGUUGUUGGUGUCAGCUUCUUCAGUAAGCUGCAUGAGAUGGAAAUAUCACCAUGGAGACCUCAAACUACAUAUCCUAUAAUGUUAAAGGCGUUUAUGAACAAUCUGUUGCCGGUGAUUCUUUCUGUCGUACAUUUUGUCUUCGAACGUAUGGUAAAAAUAGUCAAAGUAAUGAUGUAUGUUAUCAUUUUCAUGGUGAUGUAAGUCCCUGUGUUACUUGCCUCUGAGGUCCAUCCAAAGAAUUGACUGAGGUAAAAUCAACCUUUUGAGGGUGAUAACGCAUCCCAGCACCUCUGCACUGUCUGCUGAAUAAUCUUUAAUUUCGGUAUCAUCAUUGGGGCUGUUCUGUACUCUUGUAAACCCCUUUUAUAUGCAUUUCUAUUUCUCUGGAGUUUUGAUUUACAAAUUUGAGCUACCCUUUUUAUAUGUAAAUACUUGAGUUUGAGAUCUCUGCCUCGAUUGCUUGAGCUGUCUACAGACGUAGAUUUAACUGUCAAACAAAGAAAUUACCUGCGUGAUCUCGACAAUGCGCUGUAUUGAGUCUUUUUUUUAAAGGCAGUGAUUUUAGUCCUGGUCAGCUAUUACCACUAAUAUUACUUUAGUUGUAGCUUCUUGUGAACCUAUUUUCACAAACAUUUUUAGUUUCCAUUGAAACUUGCUCUUGGCAGCUUGGCUGUCGAGUUUGCAUCAUUUUAGUCAUAUUUUCCUGCUCUGCCCUUCAACUGACUUUAAUCGAGUAAUGUGCUUUUUAUAGAUGUUUUGUGUUCUUUACGUGUACUCUUGAUUACCCCCUUGCUUUUAAUGUGUUACUGUAUAUAGCAAAACUUGCUUCACCAAAUAAUUGACAGGUCUACUCGUGAAUCUAUUUGUUAAGUCACUAGUUGUGGUGCUGCUUGACCAAAUGACAUUUUGCUUUGGAGACACUGGUUCAAGAACAUGAGUAUGACCAGCAAAAACUGGUCUCUAAAUUUGAACUUUAUUUGCUCAUCUCCAAAGACCCUGGAGAUGGCGAGGAUAAUUGAUAGAUAUGGUAUUGUAGUACAGUAAUAACUGUAGAUAAUAACUGUAGAUGUACAGUGUGUAGAGCUGUAUUUUUAUAAGUAGAAUAUGCUGUAUAUUAUACAAAUGGAUAUGUUUUAUAGUUGUGCUUCUUGGCAUUACUUUUAACAUCGUUUCUUGAGGGUUUGUUAGACAUCUCCAAAAGAAACCGUUUCCUAAAAAUGCCUACCACCUCAAAGAUCCCACUGGCUGGUAAAUAUAUAUACUGUAAAUACACUGCAUGACCAAAAGUAUGUGGACACCUGUUCGUCAAUCAUCUCAGUCCACAAACAUGGGCAUUAAUAUGGAGUUGGUGUUUCUCUCUCUCCCCCCCCCUCCUUUGCUGAUAUAACAGCCUCUACUCUUCUGGGAAGGGUUUCCACCAGAUGUUAGAACAUAGCUGUGGGGAUUUGCUUCUAUUCAGCCAUGAGCAUUAGUGAGAUCAGGCACUGAUGUUUGGCAAUUAGGCCUUGCUCGCAGUUGGCGUUCCAAUUCAUCCCAAAGAUGUUCGAUGGGGUUUAGGGCAGGCCUCUUUGCAAGCCAGUCAAGUUCUUCCACACCGAUCUCGACAAACCAUUUCUGUAUGGAACUCGCUUUGUGCACGGGUGCAUUGUCAUGCUGAAACAGGAAAGGGCCUUCCCCAAACUGUUGCCACAGUUGGAAGCACAGAACCGUCUAGAGUGUCAUUGUAUUCUGUAGCAUUAAGAUUUCCCUUCGCUGAAACUAAGUGGCCUAGCCCAAACCAGAAAAAAUGCCCCCGGCCAUUAUUCCUCCUCCACCAAACUUUACAGUUGGCGCUAUGCAUUCAGGCAUGUAGCCUUCUCCUGGCAUCCAGAUUUGUUUGUCGGACUGCCAGAUGGUAACAGGUGAUUCAUCACUCCAGAGAACGCUUUUCUACUGCUCUCGGGUCCAAUGGUGGUGAGCUUUACACCGCUCCAGCUGACGCUUGGCAUUGCGCGUGGUGAUCUUAGGCUUGUGUGCGGCUGCUCGGCAAUGGAAAUCUAUUUCAUGAUGCUCCUGACAGUUAUUGUGCUGAUGCUGCUUUCAGAGGCAGUUUGUAACCCUGUAGUGAGUGCAAUCGAGAACAGACUAUUUUUACAGGCUUCAGCACUCACCGUUCCCGUUCUGUAAGCUUUUGUUGCCUACCACUUCAUGGCUGAGGCGUUCCUGUAGAUGUUUCCACUUCACAAUAACAACACUUACAGUUGACCGGGGCAGCUCUAUGGGCAGAAAUUUGACAAACUGACUUGUUGGACAGGUGGCAUCCUAUGAAGGUGCCACGUUGAAAGUCACUGAGCUCUUCAGUUAGGCCAAUCUUUUGUCUAUAGAGAUUGCAUGGCUGUGUGCUUGAUGCUAUACGCCUGUCAGCAACGGGAGUGGCUAUAAUAGACAGACACUAUUUGUGAAGGGGUGUCCACAUACUUUUGUGUAAUUGCCUGUAUAAAUGAGCUGUAUUUUCAUUGUUCUUUUCUAAAUAAAAUGGUUAACUAUCAA